AUGACCGGCGCCUAUCGAUGCCAGGCGACCACAUCUGAACAGAAAAACAAAGCGAUAAGCUCGGAGUUUAAUAUCAAUGUGGUUGGAAUUGAAAAGAUUUCAACCAUCCAUCACCACCUGCCAUAUGGACAGCUUGGUUUCAUAGAAGUAGAGGUAUGUGCGAAUCCGAAACCGGAGAUCUUCUGGCUGACUCGCGACGCGAUCAUUACACCUCAUCACGUUCUGGGAAGCUCUCAUGUUUCGGUCACGCAUCUUCAUCCCAAGAAGGUAUUCAUUUCAAACCUAUUGAUACCAGUAACAUGA
Cooperia oncophora is the source of this 303-nucleotide messenger RNA. The record is from the annotation of a GenBank genome assembly. Lineage: Eukaryota; Metazoa; Nematoda; Chromadorea; Rhabditida; Trichostrongylidae.